AUGCAAGUGAGAAAUCGCUUUAUCUUCAGCGGUAUAGUCAACGUUAUUCGACUGCCAAAUUUGAAUCACACUUUAAAUGUUAAUCAAACUGUUAUAGUUUCCGGAUGGAGUCGAUUUAAUGGUUACAUUUCUGAUCAUUUGCAACGAGUACAACUUGUCAUUGGAAAUCAUAAAUCUUGUAGAAAAAUAUAUAAUUCAGAAUUGUCUGCAAAAUUUUUAUUUUUCACUUAUCAUAAAAAAUCGGAGGUGUGCUUAAGUAAUAAUGGACCGUUUCGUGUUAGAGAAUUGCAACAUUUUUGCGCAUAUGAUCCAAAUUUUAUGCGGGGAAAUUGUCAGUUUGACUCGGGGGGUGCUUUGACAGAUAAUGGAGUACUUGUUGGUCUCGUUUCAUGGGGCGAUCCUCUUCAUUGCGGUGGUUUCGAUUAUCCAGUUGUUUGCAUUAAAGUUUCAAAUUAUAUUAAUUGGAUUAAUGAAAAUGUUGGAUAG
This is a messenger RNA of Leptopilina heterotoma, 486 nucleotides long. Its product is annotated as chymotrypsin-2-like. Gene Ontology annotation, molecular function: serine-type endopeptidase activity. The transcript has 4 exons. The coding region runs from base 1 to 486 and encodes 161 amino acids. NCBI's taxonomy places the organism in Eukaryota, Metazoa, Arthropoda, Insecta, Hymenoptera, Figitidae. Gene Ontology annotation, biological process: proteolysis. The record is from RefSeq and is a predicted model, not a curated record.